AAUUUUCAAGGCAGUGAGACAAAAUUAAAAAACGUAUUUAUGCGAGUUUACAUAAACAAAUAUCCGUAAUAUGGGUGGAUGUGGAAGAUGGGAGUACUAUCAUCCUUGCUGCCCACACUCGUAUCUUACGUGGCACUGAGCCCUUGCCCUAGAUGCGGCACUGUUCGCCCAUUUUGGCGCCAAAACUACGUCUACUACAGACUGCAGCAUCAUCACCACUACCUUACGCGAUGAGGCAACGUCGCUGCAAGACAGACGCGUCA
Acanthoscelides obtectus is the source of this 263-nucleotide messenger RNA. NCBI's taxonomy places the organism in Eukaryota, Metazoa, Arthropoda, Insecta, Coleoptera, Chrysomelidae. The record is from the annotation of a GenBank genome assembly.